CCUACAUCUUCUCGGCAUUACUUCCUGGGCAUAAACUUUCGCCAAAAUAAUGCAGUUGUUUUGAUCCAGUUUACGUAGACCCUGACAAGAACAACUUACGACGACAAUGGCUAUGCAGCAUUCACUCCAUCGUCAUUUGCUGUUGAAUGGGCUAAGCAGUUGGAUAAUUUAUCUAAUAUGCACUAGUUGGAUCACAGUAUCACUUUCGUUUGUGCCCAGUAUGAAUAAGACAAUCCAAUUUAUGUCCGAAGAAGGCAACAUUGCAGUUUAUGAUAAGGCUAUGCCAGAAUGGAUCACUUUGAAGCUAGAGAGUUUUUUGUUGAGUGGAGAACGAUGGCACUACCAGUACCCAGACAAGUUAGCGAAUAUUACCCAGCGAGGAGGUGGAAAUUUGGACUGGCUUGCACCUUUAUCUCCUGAAUUUCUAAUGAAAACCAAGUCCUGGCUGGUGUUUCAGAAAAUUUUAGAAGAUUUUACUGGACUCAGUGAUUACAUGGCAUAUCAAGUGCAGGGUGUUAUGCUUAGAAGAGGUGAUUUCCCAACCAUCAUUGAAGGGGAAACUGGCACAGAUGAUAUUCUAUGUAACCUGUUUUUGGGUCAAGGCUUCACAAAGAGUGGAAUGUUGUUCUUUGAUGAAAAGGGAGAGAUUGUAAAGGCAGUUGCAACAAAAUUCAACAGAAUCGUUAUUUGGAAUGCUACUUUAGACUUUCAACUUAAGCAACCAGGCUUUGAGUCAUUCAAAACAAAGUACAGCCUCCUUAUCAAGUUUACUAGGAGUUCUACAAAAAUGGCCAAUGAGCUAAGUUAUAUCAAGGAUGUUAGGGAAACUGAAAAGAGGCAAAAGCUGGAUAGUUUUCCAAAGUUUGACGUCCAAAGCCACCAGUAUACAGAUGAAUAUUUUGAGAAACACCUGACCAGAAAAUUCUAUGAUCGUGACGGUGGCGUGAUUAGUGUAUUUGAUGGAAUAAUGAAUGAAACUGAGCUACAAAUCCUAAGAAAGUACCUCAUGAAAUAUAACACUGGAUACUCGAACACAGGCUUUAGUACCCAGGAGCACGAUGACGUGGAUAAUGUCAGCUGGAUUGUCAUGUUUAAGCCUGAGGGAAUAUUUGGCACAAAGGUUUUGAGUAUCGUAAAAGGAAUGGCUAGAUAUCUCAGUGGUGAAGAUGGUUGGUUUCCAUAUGAUGUUUCCCUGAAUAUGAUUCAAAAGACGUUUCACACAAGAAUACAUACUGAUUGCGAAGAAUACGAGGUCGAAUACACUUUUCUAUUGUAUCUUAAUCCAAAUUGGACUGAAGAAAUGUAUGGUGAAACAAUCUUUUUGAACCAAAUUCAAGACCUAAAGAUGGGCAAAGGAACCAAAGUAAUACGGGAUAAAGCCUACGAGACUAUCGUUUCUGUUAAACCGAGAUAUGGAAGAAUGGUGAUGUUUAGAAACAAUAUUCCACAUUCAGCACGACCCCCUAGUCCUGAUUUUCACGGUUCGAGAUAUACAUUCGCCAUCAAGGUAUCAAGAAGCAAGAUAAUCGGUCUUGCAAAGAUUCUUAGAGAGCUGCUUGAGUUUAAAGAGGGCCAAAACGAUGAAGGUGGCAUGCUUUAUAACCAAAUGCACGACCAGGCAGGGAGCAAUAAGAUCCUAUUGGAACCCGAGGAGCUGCUAAAACACAUUGCCAAAUACCGUGAAGUAAAAGAAAAGGACAUUGUAUCGCAAAAAGAGGCUGUUCUCACUCCUAUACUGAGAAAACAGCACGUUGUCCGUGAGAUGCCAGCAUAUUAGGGAUUGCCAAGGUUGCGAUGGCUCUAGCCUCAUAACGUGCUAUUAAGAUGUCAAGUUUUUUACCUGUAUUAAGAUUUUAAGACUUUUUUCAAUGUUGCAUUAUGGACAAAUCGUGUGACGAGGAACCUGCAGCUGAAUCUUUUUUUGCUUUAUCAAAACAAAACUGAAUUCUUGAUUAC
Messenger RNA from Rhopilema esculentum, 1956 nucleotides. RefSeq lists its product as uncharacterized. NCBI's taxonomy places the organism in Eukaryota, Metazoa, Cnidaria, Scyphozoa, Rhizostomeae, Rhizostomatidae. The record is from RefSeq and is a predicted model, not a curated record.